AUGGAGAAUAUAAAAGCAGGCUUUAAAGGAGUAGGAUUAAUCUCUUUUAAUCCCGAUACUGUAUUCUCUAGAAUGGAUAUUCGAAUCUGUAUACUUAUUCCUUCUUCACUUCCUCCGAAUCAUAUGCCCGAUUGGAUCUUACAAACACCUCACAAUGCUACCGAAGCUCUUUCACAAGCAUUUUUAGUACGAUCUAUUAUUGCUCGGUAUCAUUCUAGCUCUCCUACACCUAUAUUUAAGGCUACAGAUCCUUUAAUUAAGGGUGUAGAAUACCUAGCUAGUACUGUCACGAUUUUAGCUUUUGAGAAUCACGAUCUUCGAUUGGCAAAUACGGGAUUAAGUAAACGUCGACGUGCUAAAAAGACUCAAUUACGUUUAGGAGGAGCUCUCACUAUUCAAGAGGCUAAUGAUAUUAUAUCACAAAAAGAGGUGGAUGUUCAGAUUAAACACGAUAGGCAACAAAAUGGGCGGAAUUCUAAUAGAGAGGCAUCGGCUAAUCGAUGCUGUAGUAAAUGUGGAAUAACAGAUCAUAAUGCAAGAACAUGUUCUAAUGAUAAUAUAGAUCCUAAAUUAUUAGAUAGUGCUUAG
Molecule: messenger RNA, 588 nt
Organism: Sclerotinia sclerotiorum 1980 UF-70
Lineage: Eukaryota; Fungi; Ascomycota; Leotiomycetes; Helotiales; Sclerotiniaceae
Exons: 1
Coding region: 1-588 (195 amino acids)
Source: RefSeq, a predicted model, not a curated record